AUGAGACUUAACAAAAUCCGUUCGGUGCCGAAAAAGUACAUAUUAGAUCGAUGGAGGAAAGACAUAAAAAGGACAUACACUCUUAUCCGAAAUAGUUAUGACAUAGUUGAUGAGAGGCCAGAAGUGAGUAGAUAUUCACGUAUCAUCAAGAGAUGUUAUCAGGUCGCCACGAAUGCAGCUUCAUCUGAUGAGCAUACUGAGGAUAUGGUAGCUAAGUUAGAUGCAAUGAACUUAGGCUACUUGAAUAAUAUGCCAUCUCAUCAACCUUGUUCGAACGUUGCAGUUACACUUGCCGCUACAACCACAACUGAGAGUUCUCAGAAAGUACUGAGUCCCCUUGUAGUGAGAGGUAAAGGUAGACCGCCAUCUCUGAGGAAGAAAUCAAUAAUUGAGAGAGUCAAACCCACAACGAAGAAGUCUACUCAAAAAGGAAAACGUAAACAGCCACAUGGAAGAGAAGGCGAAGUUGUUGGAACGUGUCGGAAUUUAUUUGGACAACCAGUUAUUGGGACACAACAAAGUGUAGCCGUUCAGCCGCCUCAAAACACUACCGACGACAUACACUUUAGUUCCACCGAGUUAGGUGUUGCAAUGAUUGAGACUCAAGAAAGUAUACCUAUUGAAGUGGAUGGAACCCAGCCUGAUAGCUUGCCACAGACACAAUAG
Messenger RNA from Carya illinoinensis, 666 nucleotides. RefSeq lists its product as uncharacterized. Lineage: Eukaryota; Viridiplantae; Streptophyta; Magnoliopsida; Fagales; Juglandaceae. The record is from RefSeq and is a predicted model, not a curated record. The transcript has 4 exons. The coding region runs from base 1 to 666 and encodes 221 amino acids.